Molecule: messenger RNA, 5209 nt
Organism: Hyalella azteca
Lineage: Eukaryota; Metazoa; Arthropoda; Malacostraca; Amphipoda; Hyalellidae
Product: nuclear factor related to kappa-B-binding protein
Exons: 26
Coding region: 343-5055 (1570 amino acids)
Cellular component (GO): Ino80 complex
Molecular function (GO): protease binding
Source: RefSeq, a predicted model, not a curated record
CUCAACGCGAUAAUUGAAGCAUCAAACUCUUUUAAAACGUUGGGAAUAUGUUCCUUCGACGUAAAAUACGACAAAUUUAUUUAAUUAAUAAAAAGAAUUCUUUUGAUUGAUAUUAUAAAUCGGAAAAUGGAUAUAAAAUGUCACAAAUUUCGAGCUUUUUCUCCCAUAAAAAUGAAAUUGGCUGAUUUUAUUAAAAGAAAUAUGGCUGAAAUCUUGCGUCACAGAGCAAACCCAAUUUCUUGCAAAAAUUGAAGUCAUGGUUCGAAGACGGCGAAAUUCGUCAUUUUCUACUCCUUUGCACCAUUAUUUCUCAUUUGCGAUUUGAGGUGCAAACUCUUUACCAUGGAGUUGGAAGUAGUGGAGUUUGGCGAUGUACGGCUGGAGCUGCCACAAGAUAUUUGCUGGGAUUAUUCUCUUCUGGCUGAGAUCAUUUCUCCAGAGACAUGGAACAAUUGCCUCACAGAAGAAAAUAGAGAAGAACUAAUGAACUAUCUACCUACAUUCCCUGAAAAUGAUCUGGAAUUGAAGACUCAUACAUUGGAAAUGUUCUUCAUGGACGUCAACUUCAGACAUGGCACACCACUCAGAAACUUCCACCGACUGCUUCAGUCUGGCUAUUUCAACCCAAACAUUGCCAAGCAGCGCAAAAAGAGAGAGCAAAUCAAUAGAAAAAUUUGGAGGCACGAGCAUGCAGAGUACCUGAGAUGUACAUUAGAGGCAACCAUCGUGCGGCGGCAGCAGUACAUUGACUUGGCCAAAACCCUGGGCCCAGACUGCCGUCCUGUGCGCAUCUCUCAGCCAUCAACUAGUCUCAUGAGCAUAAAUGGAUAUAAUUCAUCUGCCCAAGCUAGUAGUAUUUGCUCAACAAGUUCAUGGAAGGCAACUCUUGACCAAAAAACUAAGAAAAGAUACUUCCGUGAGCUCCUGGCAGCUAAAUCUGAAGCAGGACUUUCUGCAGAGCUGUCAGAAGAUGAAAACUAUCCAGAGGGAGGAGGAGCUGUGUUGAGCAAGAAGCAGCGUCGGCUGCUGUGCAGUGCUGAGGCCAGCCUACCUCAGAAGCUCCUGCCAAUACGACACACUCAUUCCAGUGGCAGCUUUGGUAGAGAUCUGGAGCUGGCCAUGACAAUGCAGUACAAUCCUCUUGAGCUUACUGAGGCCAAUUUCGACGAUCUCUUAACUAAAUACAUCUAUAAGAAACGCACCAAGAGAAAGAAUGGGGAGUACUGCUUAUGGAGUGAUAUUUCCGGCAUCCGAUUGAAUGACAUCGUCUGGCGCACAUGUGAGAGCAGCAAGCGUCUCCCCGCUGGCGUGUCUGUAGUCCGUACCGACUAUAAAUGCUCCUCAAAAACCAAAGUGAAGAAAGAACGCAUAACGCAUGAUACUGGAAGUAGAAGCUGGAGUCCCAUAACGACCCUCAAGACAGAAAACCUGGAUGAUGAGGAUGAUGAACAAAAUGUUCUAAUUGAUAAUGAUCAAGAUGGAGAUUCCUUGUCUGCCUUCAGUCGUUACGUGUCGCUGGGGUCUGGAGAGGUCAAGAAUGAAGCUAGCUCCACUGAAGGAGACUUCAAGGGCAGGAAGAGACUCAUGAAACUUGGUAUCCUGCCUUCUAUUAAGAAGAAGGUACCGGAACAAAGCUCGAAGGAAAAAACUGUCAGCAAUGGUGCAGCAGUCAAGGACGAGCCUCCAGACGACCGCCCUGUGGCUAGCCAAGACUCUCUGUUUCUUAAUAGCAGAUGUGGCAGUGAAGAGAUGCAGGUCUCCGUACUACCGCAGACGCACGCAUGCUUCUUUUGUUUACUGCGUGACAUCAUUUGUCAGCCAAACGACCAGCGCCUUACCAGACCUCAGCUUGAAUGCUGUGUUGAGGCCUGGCAACAGUCCAUAGUUACUUCUGGCAAUAACUGGUCAAGUAACACCUGGCACAGGCAUGUCAGCCAGUUACAUCCUCCCAUGUUGUGGCUCCAAGCUCUGCCCGCUGCCAUUUGUUUUCUGGCCGGGUUCUCACCCGAACUCCAGCCACCAGAUUUCGUGCCGUAUAUUGAAUACAAAGAAACAGUGCAAGCUUACCAGUGGAUUGGUGCAGGCAGAGAUUCUGAUUCAAAGCUGCAGCCUCUAUACCAGCAUUGGAUCACAAACAGGUCGGGCUGGUCCGACAUCUGGCUGCCAAAAGGAGAAGACUCGGCCCAAGGAUCGGUCCUGAGAGAAGAGCUUUUGGAGGAGGAGGCUGAGGAGGAUGAAGGGGAAGAAAGCAUUCCAUUGCCCCGCUUCCCCACAAAUUGGGUGGUGCAGCCGUCAUCUGAGGAAGAGAAGAAUUUUUUCCGAGCGCAAGAAAAGAUUAGAUACGAGCGACCUCACAAAGCCUUCACCUACAGAGUGCACGGAUACGAGGCGGUGGUUGGGCCAGUGAAGGGCAUCUACUCGCAGCACAGCGGCCCCAACAAGGCCCGGGGACAUUCUCUGCUCACGUCAAGCCGGCCUGCUUAUGUCACCAUACUGGCUCUGGUGCGAGACGCCGUAGCCCGCCUGCCAAACGGAGAAGGCACUCGGGCGGAGAUCUGUGAGCUGCUGCGAGAGUCGCAGUACGUCGCACCGCUGCAGUCCACGGCCGCCGAGGGGGCGCUGAACAGCGUCGUGUCUGGAGCUCUGGACAGACUGCACUACGAGCAGGACCCUUGCGUCAAGUACCUCGCCAACAAGAAGCUCUGGGUCUACUUGCACAGAAACCGCGAUGAGAAAGAGUUCGAGCGCAUGCACCACCUGCAUGGCCCUGGCACGCCGCGGACCAAGAAGCUCACAGUCCGGCGGCACGGACGCCCCAAGACCCCCAGCAGGGAGGGGGUCAAACCGCCCCCCAACGUCGCCCUCGACCCCCUCAAUACUUCCGCCAAGGUUGAAGGAGUACAAGUGGCGAUGUUACCUGAAGAUAUUCUAGUCAAGCGCGACGUGAGCAACCAAGCGCUGAGCGGGACCGUGGCGAGCAACAUCAGCAGCACGAUACUCAGGAACAUCAACAGCAACAACAAUAAAGCUGCUUUGCUUAGUUCCAUCAAUGCUGUUGCAGGACCACAGGUUUCGUACACUGCAGGCAGUGUGCAGCACACUCUCCUUAGCACAGGCCAAAGUUCUCUCAUCAAUAGCAACAAUGCUCUCCCAAACUCUACCAAUACUGGUUCCUCCAUCUACACUGGCUCCGCAGUUGCAAUAAACUCUGGAUCCACUUUCACCGUCAAGGGAUUGCUAGUCAAAUCCACAGCGUCAUCAACACCUGCAGUAACCUUAUCUUCUCCAGCACUUAUAACGACAGCUGCUCAAAAUACAAUGUCUAUUGGGGCUUUUGUUACGGCCACUAUUUCUGGGGCUCCCAUAUUCUCGCUGUCGACGUCCACGCCCUCAAACACAGUUCUUAAGGUUGCCGGCGGGAGCAUGCGCACUAUAAUGGCAAGUAACCUGCAGACCAUCCAAGUCUCGACGGCCUCAGGCAUUCAAACCAUCAGGGUUGCGCUCCCAUCUACAGCUCUUGGCAAGGGAAAUGUUAUCAGCAACGUCAGUGAAUCAGGCGGCACUGUGUCCAAUACCCCCAGUAAGCGUCUACCUCAACAGCUCGGCCAGCUCAUACAGACAUCCACUGGCACUCACUUCAUUGCCACAGGUGGAGGCAGAGGAAGCCUGAACAUCGCGCAGUUGAGUCAAGUGACGACGCCAGUGAAACGAACGCCCGGUCAGUCGCCUGCCAUCGUGCGUCUCAGCUCAUCAGUUCCAGCACUGAGUGGUGCUGCCACCCUCCAUGAAACGGCAUCACUUCCUACCACAUCGACAGUUGUCUCCAUGAGCAUUGGACCCACAGCGUCUGUCGGCUCCCCACGGGUUUCUGUGCGGUCGCUGGGUAGCAGCAGCGCCAACCUUCCGACUGUGCUGAGCAACCUGAGCUCUACACCCAACCGAGGUGACAUGACGGUACGGAACUUGUCCCACGCGGCGUCCAGUACAAACACCUGCACCAGCCCCAGUGCCACCACAGUGACGGUGAGCGGCACCACGCGCUUCCAGAGCAUCGCGCCGCAGCAGCUGGCGGGCCUUAAGCUUGUACAGGGCGCAGCUCACUUGCAGCCUGGCAUUGGGCAGAAGCUGGUCGUGUCUGGCAACAAGGUGCUCCUGCAGGGCGGCAAGGUGAUGCAAGGAAAUGUGCAGCAUUUGGUGACUUUACAGCCACAAAAGCAGCCGCUCUCUGUUGCAUCAAGCAGCAGCGGCGUGCAGAGCGCCACGUUUGUGCCACAAAGCUCGAGCAGCGCGGCUCAGACUGGCGUCCAUCAGCAGCGCCUCAUCGUCGCACCUGUCACGCACUCCGCUGCAGGGAAUAAGCAGGCGACGCGAGGUGUGGGCAACUUGAUCAGCAUCGGCAACAAAGUCAUCCUUGCUGCACAGAAUGUAUCUCAGGGCGGACAAGUGAUCGUCUCUGGGGAUAAGCUCGGUCAGGUGUUGAUGAACGGUGAGAAAAUUACUGGCCAGGUUCUGAACAUCGGAGGACAACAAGUGCUGGUCACUGCCCAGGGAGGAUCGAACACCGGUCAGCUGCAACAACAAAUCGUGCUGCCUGCUAGCACAUUACAGGGCGGCCAGAUUUCAAUCAAAGGGCUUCAGGCCUUUCAUACGCUAAAGGUUAUGCCAAGUGGUGGAAGCGUGAGCACUUCGACUGUAAGACCUCAGUCACAGGCUAACCUGACAGCAACGCGAGUUAGCAAGCCCAUGGUUGCUCGAAUUGUUCAGCAAACGCCCGUUCGGCCCAGCGGCGCUCAUCAACUUGCUAAAAUUCUUACCAAAAGUACCAGUAAACCAGGAACGGAUCCAAGUCCGCCGCAAAUGAUACCAACAUAUACAUCAAUAUCGACCUCUACAAGCAAGGGCUUGACGCCGGUGCAGAAUGUGAUCAAAUCUAAUGGAAAAACCGUUGAACAAUCGACUAGUAUUUCGGCAGCCAUCAGUAUAGAUCAGAAGGUGUUAGCCAGCAUUAUUUCUUCUAAUUCCAGUAGUUUCCGAAAUUCUCCUAAUUCUUCGUGACGUGAAUAACUGCACAGCGUUAUGCAAUGAAAAAUUUUAUGUAGUAUCACGCAUGAGGUUUAUUUUAUACAUCGUUAUUGCUCUAUUUAUUGUGAAUUUUCUUUUUCGUUUGUAAACUGGAGCUAAUAUUUAGUACAAACGUAUGCAAAGAAGC